Molecule: messenger RNA, 948 nt
Organism: Gaeumannomyces tritici R3-111a-1
Lineage: Eukaryota; Fungi; Ascomycota; Sordariomycetes; Magnaporthales; Magnaporthaceae
Exons: 3
Coding region: 1-948 (315 amino acids)
Source: RefSeq, a predicted model, not a curated record
AUGCCAGUGGGGAGCCUUCUCAGGAGGCUGACGCUGCUGGGGACGCCGCGCGAAUCGGUAGUGUCGACGCUUCAGGAACCGCUCCCCAGGUCCCACCCGAGUACCGGCAUUGGCGAGAACGCCCACCAGCAGCAGCGGCGGCAGCUGCGGCUACACCACCUGCACCCGGCCGCGCGAGAGACCGAGUUCUCGCACGUCUGGUGGACCGACAUCAACUGGGCUUCACGCGGCCGCGGCCCACGGCCCACGGCGCUGGUCGUGGUGUCGCUUGCCGUCUCGGACGGACACAUGGCGGCGCAGGUGGGGGCCGCCGUAGAGGCCAUCGCGCGCAACCUGCGCUUGAGGCUAUUCGCCCCGGGCUUAAUGCCGCACCGCGGUGUCAUGGGGGAGACGUACGAGCUCGCGAUGCGCCUGCGGCCCGAGGCGGGGACGCCUGCCGAAGAGGAGGAGAGGACGGGACGGAGAGGGCGUGAGAGACGGCGAAGACAAUCCAUGUCGACCGCUCCAGGGGCCGGUGGAGGAGGAGCCCCAGCAGCGGGUAGUAGCAGCAGCAGCGUCAACACCAGCGCCAGCUCGGGCCUAAGCCCCACCACCACCACCACCACGACGUCCUCGUCCCACAGGGUCGUCUCAGUCGUCGACGACUAUGGCGACACAGUGGGCGAGGCUCACCCGCCACAGCCGGUGCAGAUGCUCUUUUUCGACUCGCGCGCGCGCCUGCGGACGGCCGAGGACGCAAACGUGUGGGUGGUGCGCGCCUUUGCCGACUGCCUGAAGGCCGACACGUGGAUGCCGCUCGACCACCUGCUGGGUCUAGGGCCCUUUCUCAGCUGCCACUGGGCGCUGACUUACUCACUCGGGGAUGGUGCUGUUGCUGCCGGCUGCGGGACAUGGCCGAACAUUCCGAGUGCGCCGUGGUGUUUAGUAGGAGGCUGGGCCAGGACGUAA